Molecule: messenger RNA, 1234 nt
Organism: Ictalurus punctatus (channel catfish)
Lineage: Eukaryota; Metazoa; Chordata; Actinopteri; Siluriformes; Ictaluridae
Gene: rnf181
Product: ring finger protein 181
Exons: 6
Coding region: 166-636 (156 amino acids)
Biological process (GO): protein ubiquitination
Cellular component (GO): cytoplasm
Molecular function (GO): ubiquitin protein ligase activity
Source: RefSeq, a predicted model, not a curated record
CUCGGUUAUCUCCGGCAGUGUGAAGUGCACUGGGGUAGGGAGUGUGGAGGGGUUUGGGAGCGGGCCGGUGGGGAUGAUGAUGCAGAGUUAGCUCCGGGUUUAACCGUCACCACAGAGCCGCCUAUCCUCCUGCACCGGGCUGAGCUGUAAGAGUGUGUGUGCAUCAUGAGCUCAUAUUUUGAUGAACAUGACUGUGAGCCCACAAACCCAGAGGAGCAGUACAGACAGAACGCCCUGCUGGAGCUGGCCAGGUCUCUGAUGCAGGGUUUGGACGUGGACUUUGGAUCUCUGGACGUUUCCGAGUGGGAUCAGCGUCUUCCUCCUCCUGCAGCCAGAACUGUAGUGCAGAGUCUUCCUCUGUGUGUCAUCUCCCCACAGCAAGCAGAUAAAGGGCUGAAGUGUCCUGUGUGUCUACUGGAGUUUGAGGAGCAGGAGACGGUGCGAGAGAUGCCCUGCAAACAUCUGUUCCACUCUGGCUGCAUCCUGCCCUGGCUGGGAAAGACUAACUCGUGUCCUCUGUGUCGACUCGAGCUGCCCACGGACAACCCCGACUACGAGCAGUUUAAAAAGGACAAGGACCGGAGAAAACAGAGAGAACAUCGUCUGGAGGAUCUUCAUGGGGCCAUGUACACAUGACACACAUGACACACACACACGCUUUAAAUGCAGGGUUUAAAUCAUGACAUGUGGCUUUGACAUGCUGCUGUCUCUCAGAUGCAAGUACGUUGGACCAGGUUUAUAUAAAUAUAUAACUGAACUGUACACAUAGUGCUUUUUAUUCUUAUUACUGUCAUUAGGUUUUAUAAUAAAUAUAAUAUCAACCUUUACACUGCUCUUAUACAAUCAAAAUAAAUCAGGAUUUCCCAUCAACUGCAGGAAAAACGACAGAUUAUUAUUAUUAUUAUUUAUUCAUUCAUCAUUCAGAUUGUAAUCAAGUAGAAAUAUCUGAUCAGAGAGAAAUCAUCAAAACCAUACAGAAAUCUUACUUUUUAUUUUUCCUUCUUUUUAAUACACAAAGUGAUUUAUAAAAUAAAAAAUACUCUCUGCACCGGUUUAUAUUUCAGAUUUGGAAAUUUGAUCCUUCGAUCCUAAACGAGAGAUUGUGCCGAUUUAAAAAAAUACACAUUUUAAAAGACCUCAGUAAAAGUGUAAGAGGCUGCGGGGAGAAAAAGGGAAAAAAAAAAAAAAGAAUCGUACAGAAUGAAUGAAUAAAAGUGAUUUGAGUUUUACUAAA